GGCUGCAGGUGCGGCGCCAGCCUGGCUGGCCUACCACAAUCCAUAGUUUCGUUCCCCUCUCUCUCUCUCCUCCUUCCGAACCCUCCAGGCCCCAAACCCCAAUCUCCGCUAGGGUUAGGGUAUUUCCAUGGCCGGCGCCGGCAUCCACCCGUUCCAGUGGCCACCCGCAGCGGCCGCGCCGCCCCCGCCGGGGGCGGCGGCCUCGGUCGCCGUCCCGCCGCCUCCCCCCGUGCCCGGCGCGCCGGGCACCGUUGCCGCCGACGAGGUCCGCACCAUCUUCAUCACGGGGCUCCCUGCCGACGUCAAGGAAAGGGAGCUGCACAACCUGCUGCGCUGGCUCCCGGGAUUCGAGGCCUCCCAGAUCAACUUCAAGGGCGACCAGCCCAUGGGCUUCGCGCUCUUCUCCUCCGCGCACCAGGCCAUCGCUGCCAAGGCCGCGCUCCAGGAUAUGGUGUUCGAUGCUGAGACCCAGGUGGCGCUGCACACCGAGAUGGCUAAGAAGAACCUCUUCGUCAAGAGAGGUGUGGGAAUUGAUGCAAAUGCUGUGGAUCAAAGUAAACGGUUGCGAACAGGUGGAGAUUAUACUCAUUCUCCUUAUGCUCCUCCAUUUCAUCCACCUCCACCAGCUGUUUCCAUGUGGGGAACCCCAGGAUAUAUCACAGCGCCGCCUCCUUACAAUCCCUAUGCUGCCUAUCCAGUGCCCCCUGUAGCUAUGACUUCACCUUCUCCUGUUACUGGUCCAACUGCCUAUGCUCCUGUGCAGAACACAAAGGAUAAUCCUCCCUGCAAUACCCUUUUCAUUGGCAAUCUCGGUGAUACUGUAGUCGAAGAGGAAUUGCGAAGCCUUUUCAGUGUGCAACCUGGAUACAAACAAAUGAAAGUAUUACGUCAAGAUAGGAACACUGUUUGCUUUAUUGAAUUUGAGGAUGUGAAUGCUGCUACAUCUGUACACCAAACUCUGCAGGGUGCUGUUAUUCCUAGUUCUGGUCGUGGUGGAAUGCGAAUUCAGUUUUCUAAGAAUCCCUUUGGGCGAAGGAAGGAUUCAGCUGGUGGCCUUGCGAGCGUUCUGAAUGGAGCUCCUGUGAACUGAUUGCAGCCUGAGGGGGGAUGUAUCUUGAACUUUAGCAUGUCAUCAUGGAUUUCAUACUACCACAUCUAAUUUAUGAUCUGCAUACUUCUGCUGAAUGCGCUCUCUCUCAUGUGACAUCUUCAUUUGAUGGAGCAUCUGGGACAUGAUCAUCAUCUAUCAUCAUCUUUAUUAGGUGGAGGUUCUGGGGCAUGAUCAUCAUCUGGUAGACAUUGCAUUGUCACCAAAACAUGCUGGUGUUACUUUUUUUUAAUCUUUGUAGCUUGUGAAGGCCAUCCUAGAUGUCUUGUAGAUGUGCAUUUGGCAUUUGUCAUGGACAUUACUCUUUGUAGUACUAUUAUUAUGUAUUUCCCUAUGUGUAGUUGCAACAUUUUGUGUGUCCAUUGUAAUGGUUAAACUAAAGUGGUUUCUCUGGUUUGCUAACAAUUUGGGAAUCUUAGCUGAUUCAUUCCAUCAUGUCAUGGCAUUUUUCGAGGAAAGUUUGUAGACAUGGCAUGGCAAUAUGGCAUACUUCAUUCCAUGCAUGCUGGAGCAUUGCCUUCAUCCGCAAGAAGCAUGUAAUCAUCGGUUGACUAACAACGAUAAUUUGUUCUUUAAUGUUUUUCGUCCAGGCUGAGAGGCUAACAGUGAUUGUAAAAUUGCAAAAAUGGCGCAAGCCGUUUCGUUCUUUUACUGCAGUGUGGAACACCAAAUCGUUGCUGCAGUCCUUUUGGCAGCCUUUUUGUUCUUUUCCUGCGGCACAUGGUGGAAUGCUAAGGCGUGACUGUGGUCCUAAGAACCUAUGGAUCUGCUGAGGUCUUUUUUGUUUAGAGAAGGUCCUUUUGGUUAGAGAAGCUUAGUGAUGCUAAUCUGACCAGUGCAUUGAGCUGGGAAGCUGGGAAGUUUCAUGACUGAAAGUUCUUCUGCAUCUGCUGUCUCUAGUCCAAAGUUCUUUUGCAUCAGCUGAUUGUGUUUCAUUUUCUUGAACUUUAAUGUGGAAUCAAGCUUUCUGUUUAGAUCAAUAAAUUUGUGUCUAUAUGUUAGUAUAC
Sorghum bicolor (sorghum) is the source of this 2115-nucleotide messenger RNA. RefSeq names its product RNA-binding protein mde7. Bases 128 to 1090 code for a protein of 320 amino acids. Gene Ontology annotation, molecular function: mRNA binding. The record is from RefSeq and is a predicted model, not a curated record. The transcript has 8 exons. Lineage: Eukaryota; Viridiplantae; Streptophyta; Magnoliopsida; Poales; Poaceae.